This is a messenger RNA of Striga hermonthica, 471 nucleotides long. Lineage: Eukaryota; Viridiplantae; Streptophyta; Magnoliopsida; Lamiales; Orobanchaceae. The record is from the annotation of a GenBank genome assembly.
AUGAAAUUGAAAAAAGUGGCCGGUACGAAAGAUUCCUGGAGUGUAUGUUUUCCUCUGGAUGACCGGAAGGGAUACCAUAAUCAUCCGAUGGUUUUGUAUCCCGAGGGUCAUCGACAGUUCAGCGGAUUGAGUGAAAAGGCGAGACAGAUCGUCCGUGACAUGACAGCUGCCCAGGCAAGACUGGCGGUAAUAUUGGCAAUGAUACAGGAGAAAUACCUGUCUGACAACGCGGUUCGUCAGCAGGUUUACAACUAUAGGGCUAAACGCCGAUCAGAGAGUUUCGAGGGCAGAGAUGUGACUUCUCAGCUUAUGCAUCUGGCUAGCCGGGCUAAUUACAUAGUUUUCACCGAUUCUAAUAAGGACACACACACCUUGACACGUGUGUUCAUGUCGCAUCCCCAGUCAGCCCUUCUCUUUCAGACAUAUUAUUGGUACGUCGGUAUAGAUUCGACGUACAAAAUCAACAGGUAC